Messenger RNA from Schizosaccharomyces octosporus yFS286, 717 nucleotides. Its product is annotated as 40S ribosomal protein S16. Gene Ontology annotation, biological process: translation; maturation of SSU-rRNA from tricistronic rRNA transcript (SSU-rRNA, 5.8S rRNA, LSU-rRNA). The record is from RefSeq and is a predicted model, not a curated record. NCBI's taxonomy places the organism in Eukaryota, Fungi, Ascomycota, Schizosaccharomycetes, Schizosaccharomycetales, Schizosaccharomycetaceae. The transcript has 2 exons. Gene Ontology annotation, molecular function: structural constituent of ribosome; RNA binding. Bases 74 to 496 code for a protein of 140 amino acids. Gene Ontology annotation, cellular component: cytosolic small ribosomal subunit; ribosome.
AAGGGUGGUCCCAAAGUCGAAACUUUUCUGUUUCAGCAGUUCACCACAGAAGAACCACCAUCCACGAGCCAACAUGCAGUCAGUUCAGUGCUUUGGAAAGAAAGGCAAUGCCACGGCUGUUGCUCACUGCAAGGCCGGUAAGGGUUUGAUCAAGGUUAACGGAGCUCCUCUCUCCCUCGUUCAACCCGAAAUUUUGCGUAUGAAGGUUUAUGAACCCAUCUUGGUUGCCGGUGCCGACAAGUUCGCUGGCGUUGACAUUCGUGUCCGCGUUUCUGGUGGUGGUCAUGUUUCUCAAAUCUAUGCCAUCCGUCAAGCCAUCUCCAAGGCUAUCGUUGCUUACUACCAAAAGUUCGUUGACGAACACUCUAAGGCUGAACUCAAGAAGGCCCUCGUCACCUACGACCGUACUUUGUUGGUUGCCGACCCUCGUCGUAUGGAACCCAAGAAGUUCGGUGGUCACGGUGCUCGUGCUCGUCAACAAAAGUCUUACCGUUAAAAUGUGGUUGGCUUUGUUCAUUAUGUAUCUAUACAAUUGAUUCUCCUUCCUUACCACAUAUCAGGGUUUUUUUUGGUAAUUAUAUAUCAAGCCAUUACCACAAUUAUAUUAGGAAGUAUUGUAACGUGUAGCCUCUGCAAUUUCGCGAUCAUACAAGUUUCAUUCGUAGCCUAGUUAAUUUAAUUUCAUGGUAGGUGGAUAUAUUAGUAUGCCUAUCCAGG